Protopterus annectens (West African lungfish) is the source of this 2356-nucleotide messenger RNA. RefSeq names its product tetratricopeptide repeat domain 16 (gene TTC16). The coding region runs from base 1 to 2253 and encodes 750 amino acids. The record is from RefSeq and is a predicted model, not a curated record. The transcript has 13 exons. Gene Ontology annotation, molecular function: protein binding. Lineage: Eukaryota; Metazoa; Chordata; Ceratodontiformes; Protopteridae.
AUGGAUAUCAUAGACUUCAUAUCAGUGUACACCUCCGGUGCUGAAGUGGAAACCACAACACGAGAUGACAACUCGGCAGUCCCUUUUUUAGAAACCUCAACCGGGCAACAACCCACAUCACCCCCAUCACCCUUAGGGGCCGAUUUAACUCCGCCCCCGAGGGACUCCAUUGAACAGAGAGCCAGCCCUGUGGAUGUGUUGCUUUCUAACGCAGUAAAACAUCUGUGCGGAACACUGAGUGCACCUUUAACAGAAACAUCAUGCGCUGAACUAAAGGGCGCCAACCCUGAAUCCCCAAAAGGCGCCAAAGUUGUGGGGCUCAACGCAGUAAAACAUCUACGUGGAACACUGAGUGCACCCUUAUCAGAACUACCAUGUGCCGACUCAAAAGGCGCCAAACUUGAAUACUCUAAAGGCGCUAAAUUCAACAGGAAUGUACUUGACACUGAAGAGGCAUUUGGAACAGUAGUUUCAACGCAACAACCAGAAGAUGCAGGAGAAGCAAGGAAGCACAUAACUGGAUCAGUUCAGCUUUUUAAGCUUGAUGAGAGGAAAGAAGUGGGACUAGGCAUUUCUUUGCAGGAUGAAGUAAAAAGCAAAGCUCAGGAACAUUACAAAAGAGGUUUGGAGCAGAUGUCCAUGAAACAGAUGGAAAAAGCUGUAAUUUCAUUCUCCAAAGCCAUCAGCCUUGGUGAUCAAAUGCCGACAGAAUUAUACCUUAAGAGAGCUGAAGCUUACCUCUACCUAUGUGACUUCCAGUCUGCUGCACUGAACUACAGGAUGGUUUGUUUCAUGAAUCCUUUGAGAAAAGAUUUUCAAGCAAAUUUAGCAUUCAUUUUCUAUAUCCAAGGCCAAAUUCUGUAUGAUCAAGAAGUGUAUAUGGAUGCAUUGGAAUCUUUCUCUCAGGCAUCUGAACUGAAUUCCAGUAAUCCUGUUUAUCAAAUGAGAAGUAUUGCUUGCCUGUAUGCAUUAAGUAGGCAUGGGGAUUGUCUUCAGCUCAUCAGCAGACAGAUUGAGAAUGAACCCCAAAACCCAGACUUGUAUAUUCUGAGAGCCAGGAUGCAAAAUAUAUUCAAUAAAGCAACUCCCUGCUACUUAGAUGUCAAGAAGGCAUUAAAUUUGGACCCAUCCAACAAAGAAGCACUAGAUUUGCUUGUCAAGCUUAAAACAGUGGCUAAUGAUGCAAAGUCACAAGCUGUCUGCCAUGCAUUAAGAGGGAAACUGCAAGAAGCCUUGCAAAAAAUAAACACUGCCUUGGAAAACAACCCAGCAGAGUUAAGUUACUUCCUUUUCAGAGGGUCAGUAUACAGAAGGCUGAAAAACUUCAACAAUGCCAUUGAUGAUUGUGUGUUGGUUCUGGAACAGUGUAGUCAUAUACAAGAAAGUGAAACAUACACAGAGGCACAAAAACAACUUCUGCUAACCUACAACGACUUUGCAGUCUUUUGUUAUAUUAAAGGAUUUUAUGAAGAGGCAGUCAUGCUGCUAAACAAGGCUAUCAAGAAAGAAAAGGAAGAAAAGGGCCUGUAUGUGAACCGAGGGGACUGCUUCUUUGCUCAGGGAGAGCUGGAGUUUGCAUUAGCCGAUUACGGUCAGGCCCUGGAACUGGACCAGGUUGAUAGGAGUAUACAAACCAGAAUUGCAGCUGUACAAAAUGAAUUUGGCCUGCUGGAUUACCACUCGGGGAAGUACCGGCAAGCAGAAUCAAGGUUUUCUAAAGCAAUCCAGGAUAAUCCCACAGUUUGUCAUUAUUAUUUACACCGAGCCACUGUGCGUCAAAAACUUCAGGAUGAUGUUGGUAGCAAAAAUGAUGCUCUCACUGCUCUGAUACUGAGUCCCAAAAACAAACAGGUUCGUCCAGUUUUAUCAGUCUUAUUUCCUGGCAUGUCUACAAGUGAUAUAAUGAACAGUGAAGCAGCAGAAAGAAUGAAGUCUGCAGUGGCUGCCAAGUUAACAUCCCCAUGUGUUCAAAGGAAGCAUGCAGCAGAUCCAAGUACUGAAACAGUGGGUUCAGUUGUUCAGCAGAUGAAUUCUGAUACUGUAAAAAGUGGUGCUGAAGAUAAAGGAAGUCACUUCAUUCCCUGUGUAACUGAACAGCAGCUAUAUAAAGCCAUCAUCUCUAGGCAAAUAAAACUGCAGGAGGAGGAGGUCAGGAAGGCAUUCCUUGACAGGCAAGCUUUGAAACAAGAAAGAAUAAACAUCAAUGCUUCUGCAAAGCCACAGAAAACAGCAAGAUUCAAACAGGCCGUAUAACUGGAAGACAUUCAUUUUGGGUAUUUAACAUUACUUUGUAUGUUUAGACACUAAAAAAACAUCCUUCAAUACAAAUUUGCAUAAAGGCAGUCUUUGGACAACA